Messenger RNA from Daphnia carinata, 2353 nucleotides. It is a transcript of the gene heca, whose product is annotated as headcase protein-like. NCBI's taxonomy places the organism in Eukaryota, Metazoa, Arthropoda, Branchiopoda, Diplostraca, Daphniidae. The record is from RefSeq and is a predicted model, not a curated record. The transcript has 7 exons. Bases 138 to 1538 code for a protein of 466 amino acids.
UCGAAAUAGAAAGAAAAAAAAAGUGAGUUUCCUGUUGGUGAUCAUGCGCAGAUCACUGACAAAGGUUGUUGUUAACUUAAAGUGCCGUUAGUUUCAAAUGUUUUGUUUUGUAUGAGAAAUAAGAAAGUCGACAAGAAAUGCCCAACAAGUCGAUUCAAAAUGGAGAAUGUUGCACACCGGCCGGCUGCCUGUCGCUCGUUGACGGCGGCCUAACAUCGAGAGAAGUCGACAACGAGUUGUCUGAAGACGGUGAAUGUGAUGCUGUCAAGGUGCUGUGCAAUAACGAGCUUUGCACGUCCAGUGGAUUGAUGCAUCGCCAGUGCUUCGACCAGUGGGAAUCGUCCAUUUUGCACUAUUUGCGUAGUUGCGGCCGCGCCCGCAGCUGGUCGGAGCGUCAGCGAUGUCAGAAUUUGUGGACCAAAAAAGGAUACGAUUUGGCCUACAAGGCCUGCGGGUGCAUGUGCGGACGCGGCCAUUUGCGCAAAGAUUGCGAAUGGCAGCCGGCAAAGAAACCGUUGGCAAUUGAAACGGCUGUUGUUGGCGAAGAACAACAACAACAACAAAAGAACAGACAGCAACGCGGCCGUAAAUCAUUGGCGAAAUUGCCAGUUGUCUCGCAAGCUGUGCAUCCUAAACCCAGUAGUAGCAGUAAUAGUAGCAAUAAUAGUGCCGCCCAGCUGAUGAUGAACAAUCAAAUGCGUCAUCGAGCCAAUAGUCUGUCGUCGACGGGCUCGACGGCUUCUUCUUCGGGUUCGAGUUCGCCGCCAGAAACAGCCGCCUCGUCUUCAUUGGGAGCUAAUGGCAACGGUGCGCCCGUCUUUGUGCUAAGCAAUAAUAAGAAUAAACGAACGAGUAGCACCAACGAACGUGAAAGGCGGGGAUCGGGAAAUAGUGGACUUUUUGUUCAUCGGGCCAACUUUAGUUCAUUCAAUGCGUUACCACGCCACAAGCUCAACUCUUAUCACAUUAAAAUGGAAGAUGAGGGCAGCUACGGCAACGAUGAUAUUCGUUGUUUCAUUUUGUCAAAUUUAGCCACAGCUAAAAUGUCGAAAACGUUCUGCGUCGUCUGCCAGAACGCGAUGCAGAUUUACGACCGAUAUCCGCUCAUUGACGGCACCUUCUUCCUCUCGCCCAAGCAGUACUCCAAGGCCUGCAUUCCCGUGACUUCGGAAGGACGUCAGCAAUAUUUAAGCGCUGUUUGCAUGUCGUGUCUGGAGGGUUGGACGUGCACGUUGCGAUGCCGGUCGUGCAGGACGCCGUGGAACGGCGGUUCGUUUAUUCUCGGCACAUUGUACUCUUAUGACGUUUUUGCUGGCACUCCAUGUUGCCCCGAACGCCUCAGGUGUAAUCAAUGCAGCGGAUUAGUGGUGCAGCCGGAGCAAAGAUACCAGAACUUUUCGCAGUACAGUCGCGAUUUAUCGUGUCCUCACUGCGCCAGUCACGAUCACCAUUUUGUUAAGCCACUGCCUAGCGUGUUCCAGCUCUUUCGAUCUUCCGGUCGGGAACAACACGCCAUCGCCACACCUCCCACUAUUUAACACUGGAAUAUUGCUAAUUAAAAACAAAAAAAAAAAAAUACGGAAUAGGCUAAAAAAGCAUCGAGAGUUAGGAUACAAUUUAGGUUGAUAAUUUUACACCUAAUACCCCCUUCCCCAUGAAAAGAAUCUUGCAGAAAAAAAGAAAUCAGGAUUCAAAAAAAAAAAAUUGUGGAAAAUUAUUUUUAGCCACAUAUUUUCUAGUGUCUGCAAAGUGCGAGACAAUGAAAAAAUAUAUAGGCGACCAAUCACAUUUUUUUGCUAUUAAAAUGAGGUAAUGAUGAUGUAGAGCUUCUUCGUGACGACAAAAACUCCAUUGUUUCUUCUUAUACAAUAAUUAUCAAAUAGCGAUCAAGUGUUUGUCCUUGGUGAGGAAUGAGAUUUUUCAAGUUCGUUUGAAUGUCAAGAAUUUGCUGUUUGUGUCGAACAGCAGGUUGUGCGUGUUGUGAAGAAGGCUCCCCGCUUUUCGGGAAAAAGGGCGGGGCCUCUAGUUGAGCGUGGCGCUACGGACCAAGUACAAACCUGUUUAUUUUUUUAGUAUUUUUUUUUUUGGUUUAUUUCACGUGAAUUCUCUCAGCCAAAUCAGCAGCUGAAUGAAAUUCCUCUUUUAUUUCUUCUUUUCUAGCUAAAAACAUACACAAAAGAAAAGUCCUUAGAAUAUAAAAAGACAUUUUUUGCUAGAAAUUAUUAUUAAUUUAGCCAUAUCAACGGCUUAUUUUUGUCGUCAAUGUUUAUACUACCACUAUUGGAAGAAAAUCAUUUCUCGUUCGUGUAACUUUUUUUUUUUCUCGGUGGAACAAUAAAAUUGAGAAUUUCUA